CGCCCCUCAGCUUCAGGGAGCCAGCCAGGCCGGCCCGCAGUGGACAGCGACCGGCCCGGGAGCUGCAUCCCCACAGGUCCCCCCACCAGUGCCUCUGAAGAUGGUGAGGAUCUUGGCCAAUGGGGACAUUGUGCAAGACGAUGACCCUCGAGCCAGGGCUAGCACCCCCUUUCGGAACAUUGCAUCUCGGCAGAACUUUUUCACAAGAGAAGGCCAACCUCAUGGGGGCCCUGCCCCAAACAUCCAUCACUUGGGGCCCAGGCAAGGUGCCCAUCGCUCCCCAUUCUCUGACAUCAACCAGCAGCUGGUGAACCUGGGCUUUCCCCUGUGGCACUUGGGGGACCAGGUGGUGGAGCCUGUGAUGUCCAUCCUGCUGCUUUUCUUGGUCAUGAUGCUGGGAGUUCGUGGGCUGCUGCUGGUGGGCCUGGUCUACAUGGUGUCCCAGCUGAGCCUUCGAUGACCCUGGGGAGGGGAAGGGGGGGGGAACUCCUGGGAGAGGUGUGUGUGUGUGUGUGCGUGUGUGCGUGUGUACAUGAAUAAGGAGUGAGGUGUGACUAGCUGGGGGUGAGGGUUGGGCCCUUCCACUGAAGGCCCCUUACCUUUUGGGAAAAGGGCCCCAGGAAACAAGGAAGUGUCUGCUGCUGUCUCCUAGCUCUGCUGGGUAUCUGUCCGGAGGCCUUGCCAUAAGGGGGGCUUCUCACCCAGGAGGCUUUCAGCUUCUAAGGACCCCAACCCCUUUUUCAUCCUUGCAGCUGGAAGACUGUGUUGGAGGAGAUGCCCAAAUUCUCUCCUCUAGACUUGAGGGAGGCUCCCAGGAAUGGGGGCUGGGGCUGGAACCAGUCCUCCAGGCCUGACUUGGGCCUUCUCAAGCCUUUUCUAGCCUGGGGGAUUUUCCCUUUUUCCCUAUAUCUCCAGCAAUUCCAAGGAGGAGACCCAGCCCACAGAGUCGGGUUACUGACCAGUGCUAAACCUUGGAUGCAGGAUACUUGUCUCUAAAUGAGACAAAGUUCCUGGAGAUGAUUUUUAACUGGGCAGGUCCCAGACAGGAGGCACACUGCUUCUUGAGCCUGGGAAUGGGGAUGGGCCAGAGGGGAUGGCUGAUUCCUAGGAUUAUUUUAUCUUCCCCUCUCUGAUGCUGAACCAUGGGACUUUGUAUCCCCUUGAAUCUGAAAGGGAGAAGGCUUUUUUUUUUUUUUAAUUGCAGAGAUCUUAUCCUGAAAACUCUGGUUAGGCUUAGUGUAUAGACAGAACGAAACCUAUCUGUGUGUGUUGUGAGGAGUGGAGGGAAGAUGGUAGGUAUAUACUAAUGGCAUCCAUCAUUGCCUUGGGACCAAACUACACUCUCUUUAAAGGUUUUUUUUCUAAGAUUUUUUUUUGGGCUGAGGAGAGGACAGAGGCAGGUCUACAAGAAUCUUAGCUGGACAGAUGAGGUCUUAGAGGCCAAGCAGCUCUGGAACCUGUGUGUGUGUGUGUGUGUGUGUGUGUGUGUGUGUGUGUGUGCGUGUGUGCAAAUCCAACCCUUUCUUCUGGGCAAGUUUCAUGGCCAGGGGCUUCACUAGAGCCUUGUACUCAACUACAGCCCUGGGAUGGGAAGUCUGGACCUGCUGUGGGAGGGGCAGACCAUGGGGGACCCCAGCUACUGGGGUGGAUCACUGAUAUUCCUGGGAUGCUGGGAGAGCUCUCUGUCUGAACAUGACUCCUUUCUCAA
Molecule: messenger RNA, 1708 nt
Organism: Vombatus ursinus (common wombat)
Lineage: Eukaryota; Metazoa; Chordata; Mammalia; Diprotodontia; Vombatidae
Gene: FAM241B
Product: family with sequence similarity 241 member B
Exons: 3
Coding region: 101-460 (119 amino acids)
Cellular component (GO): intracellular membrane-bounded organelle
Source: RefSeq, a predicted model, not a curated record